AAAGCUGCACAAAGUUGAAUGUGAUUUUAAGAUGGACUACAGCUUAAUUUUGUGCUGCAUUGAAAGUGAAUCUACAAUUUACAAUUUAAUUUUCUCAUUGGGUGCUCACAAAGUUCUUGGGGUUUUUGUUGUUAGUUAUUAAGCUUUAACAUUGCAAGUAAAGGAUAUAAAAUUAUAAUUGCCUACAAAUUGAUUCUAAUAUUAAAAGUAUUUUAAAAAUGCUUUUUGACAAAAGAACUAUUAAGGAAAUGUUAAUACUAUUUCUUUAAAACUUCAUUAGUCAACACCAAAAAAAAGUUGCUUGCCACACUGAAUUGUAUGUCAAAAUUAAAUAAUUUAGUUAGCAGUUUAUAUUAUGUUACUUGUUAUGUGUUGAAAAAUUAUAAUAAUAUUUUUGUUCAAUUUGUUUACCAUUUGGCAAUUUUGCAGUCCCGUUUUUUUUACGUAACUUCCAUUGCACUUAAAAGUUUCUUCGUAGUUUUUAACUGAAAUGCAACGAUUGCAGUUGAGUUGUUUUCUGAGCCCUCUUUUGUUCCUCAGAACUAUUUUGGCCAUAGACUUUUGUGAUGUGAAGUCCUGCCAUGGCAAACGGCAUAUUGGAUGUAAUAACAACAUGAUGUUCGAGGACAGCUGCCUGCGUUUCCAUGAUCUGGUUAAUAUGCAACUAUUUAAGCAGUAUCUGCUGGGUCUCCACAAUGAAUAUCGCCAGGACGUGGCUAGCAGCUUGUUUGUUGACCUCCCACCUGCCCUAAAAAUGCCGGAAUUGGUGUGGGACGACUACCUGUCGGUGGUGGCUGAAUAUCACCUGAAACGCUGCGAAAUGGAACUUCCCGAUGACACCUGCCUGGCCACCGAUGACUUUGCCGAUCCCCAUUUCAACUACGCCGAGGACUUCUAUCCAAGGCCACUGGUUCGCCAAUCAAACGUUAGGCAGAUGACAAUCCUAUCGGAACAGUGGAUGGAUGAGCUCUUCGAAAUGGACGACAUUGGCUCGGAAAACGUGGAAAGCGAGAUUGGAAAUAUUAUAAACGACCAGAGCGCAUAUAUGGGAUGUGCCGCUGGCCGGGACUACGAUCUGUGGAACAUACACUUUAUCCUCAUCUGCUACUACAGCUCGGGACCUCCCAAAAAAGGAAACCUCUACGAAGAAGGCAAUUUCAAUGCCAGCCUUUGUCCCCACGGAAAAAGUGAUGGAUACCCCAACCUUUGCAAAACACUGACCCUGAAUGACUAAGUCGCAGCAUCUCCGGAAAAAUAAAUAUUGCAAAGGCUUUGGGUAUAAUUAAAUGUGCGAGCCACUUGGGCCAUAAGUGGGAAAGGGGCAGUGAUGAACUUUUGGAUUCCCCUAUAGCUUGAUUUUAAUUUUCUGGUAACUAAAAGUGCCCAAAUUUGAGUAAUAAAUGUCGGUAUUUCAAUAAAUUAUAGAAGCCUGAUCGUGAA
Messenger RNA from Drosophila rhopaloa, 1440 nucleotides. Its product is annotated as antigen 5 like allergen Cul n 1. The transcript is spliced from 2 exons. NCBI's taxonomy places the organism in Eukaryota, Metazoa, Arthropoda, Insecta, Diptera, Drosophilidae. The record is from RefSeq and is a predicted model, not a curated record. Bases 491 to 1234 code for a protein of 247 amino acids.